Messenger RNA from Pantherophis guttatus, 708 nucleotides. Its product is annotated as placenta-specific gene 8 protein-like. The record is from RefSeq and is a predicted model, not a curated record. NCBI's taxonomy places the organism in Eukaryota, Metazoa, Chordata, Lepidosauria, Squamata, Colubridae.
AAGGACCUUGGCCUUUUUCAUGUGCAGGUGACAUAUUGGUUAGCUUGUCUUUAAAGAAAGAAACUUCUGCUUGAGGGAUCAUACAACAGAAAGAUUGGAGCACCUCGCCACAAGUGGUACAAUGGAGUUGUCACCUAUUGUCACUCAACCACAAUGUCACAGUACCACAAGGAGCUUUGAGUGGCAGUCUGAGCUCUGUGACUGCGGCGAUGACUGUAACAUCUGUCUGUGUGGAGCUUUCUGCUACUGUUGCCUGGGGUGCAUCGUGGCCAAAGAUAUGGACGAGUGUUGUUCCUGUGGUCCCACGGUGGCCAUGAGGACACGAUAUCGCACUUUGUACAGGAUUCCGGGAACGAUCUGCUCAGACUGUCUCACGGUCACUUUCUGUGGUCCUUGUAACCUUUGCCAGCUCAAGAGAGAUAUCAACAGGAGAAAGCAGUUAGGGAUUUUCUAGGUUGGUCAGAAAGAAGCAGGACACAUGAAGAAGGACCUCAACUUCUCAGGACCUCAAUAGAUCUCCUGCAAAGUUCUGCACCGUAGAACCUCCAUUUGCACCACUGGCGGGGUUUCCACAGGGCUUGUUUGCUUUGGGCUUAGCGUUUUGUGGUUUGCAUUGUGAUUUACAGAUCAUAAUUAAAAGUGUGUCAGCAUGUGGUUUUUAAUUCAGCAAAUUGUGCCUUAUUUAAUAAAACUUGGAAUAACGGGUGA